This is a messenger RNA of Rhodofomes roseus, 1488 nucleotides long. RefSeq lists its product as uncharacterized. NCBI's taxonomy places the organism in Eukaryota, Fungi, Basidiomycota, Agaricomycetes, Polyporales, Fomitopsidaceae. Bases 328 to 1206 code for a protein of 292 amino acids. The record is from RefSeq and is a predicted model, not a curated record. The transcript is spliced from 7 exons.
CGCGAUAUGGUUCGCUGAAGUUGAUCCCGGAAACCUUUGUUCCCAUGGUAACCCCGCAGUUUACCCAAGCAAACAAGGUUUUCUUUGGCUGCCGCACUAAGCGCCCGCUGGUGGCGCAGGCAUGUGACGCCGGCCUUGGCUUGUCGCCUCCAUUCCCGCCCAUACCAGUGUCCAGCCCCCUCACGAUCCUACGCCGGACGUCACCUUCCCUCGCCAGGCGCUAGACGCAGCACCUCCUUUCAUUCUUUAAGUCUCGUCCCAGCGACCGACAUCACACUCUUUAAACUGCAAGUUCAUUGAACUGACUUACCAGCUCUCAAACGCACGAUGUACUCGCUUCCUAUCCUUGUCACGGCUGCUGCAGUCCUCAUCUCUGUCACGUCUAUGCCGGUAAGGCGAGACGUCGACGAAAGCCUUGUCCCCGAUUUCGGAGUGACAGCUGGGAUUCCUGACCCAGCCGGUUCAGCGAGCUGUGUUAACCCCGCUGGCGUGCUCAUCCCAUGCCAAUGCCCGCCGGACCGUGAUAGCUUUAUCGCCGAACUUAACCAGAACGUCGCUGCUGGGAAGGUGCUGAACAACCCGAGCGUCGCCGUCACUUUCCCCGAGGAUGGUUCCGUUCAAUCGCAACUCGCACGUCUGCAGGCAUGUACCGUCACCCUGCAGAGCCUCAACGGUAGCGGCGUGGGCUGCCCGGUCGCUGCCACCAACUGGGCCAACCUGCAGAAGCAGAUCGCGUCCGGUGGCUCGACUUCUGGGGCGGGCGCGUCUACCGCUGCUGCGUCUGCUACUACUGGUGCGGUGAAUAUCGCGACGUCUGUCGCUACUGCAACUGGUGCUGCUGCCACCGGCACUACUUCUACCGUCGACCCGACCCUCGUACCUGAUUACGGUAUCACGGCCAACACCAACCCUACGGGCACUGGUGACUGCGAUGGCGUCAACGGCGUGAAGAUCCCCUGCUUCUGCCCUCCCAACCGUGACGAGUUCAUCGGGAAUCUGACUGCGAACGUCGCCGCAGGCCAGGUGCUCACCAACCCCACCGUCAAGCUGUCGUUCCCACUCGACGCCUCACCGCAGUCCGCGCUUGCGCGGCUCGACGCCUGCCUCGUUACGCUGCAGAACCAGCGCGGGUCAGGUGUUGGCUGCCCCGCGGCUGCCACGACCUGGGUUGCACUCCAGAAGUCUCUUCAGUCGCAGAUCCAAUAGGCAUAUGCGACCCACCCGCGACUUUUUGUCGCGUCUAGCCCCGCUGAGGGCUUACGCCACACCAUCCCAUGCUGUCGUGCAGUUGCACUCGGUUCGCUUUCGCUCGGGUUUCGUCGUUUAUUCAAGUUCUCUGUUAUGGGUUGUAGGCUGCGCGCGUGCGCACCGAGGUUUUAAUUUUCCCCGUCCUGGUCGAUCAGAGGGUCUGGUAUUGGGCCGGCUGUGUAGCUCUAUUAGAGUCACGCAAUGGAAUGUUAAGGUGCUUGGUCACCAACUGUAUUCCUA